Ahaetulla prasina is the source of this 3225-nucleotide messenger RNA. RefSeq names its product protein only RNase P catalytic subunit (gene PRORP). Gene Ontology annotation, cellular component: mitochondrial ribonuclease P complex; mitochondrion. Gene Ontology annotation, molecular function: ribonuclease P activity; protein binding. NCBI's taxonomy places the organism in Eukaryota, Metazoa, Chordata, Lepidosauria, Squamata, Colubridae. The coding region runs from base 565 to 2283 and encodes 572 amino acids. The transcript is spliced from 8 exons. Gene Ontology annotation, biological process: mitochondrial tRNA 5'-end processing; tRNA 5'-leader removal. The record is from RefSeq and is a predicted model, not a curated record.
UCAGAGGAGAACGCUUCGAUUGGAGGAAAUUUCCGGAGAAAGUAGUGCGCGUGGUUCCCUUAUUGUGGGAGCUGCAGUUUUUGACUCGGAUUGUCUUCGUCGUCCGGACUAAGUUGGACCUGUUUUUAACCUGCCUGUGUAAAACGCAGUGAUAUCAAGUUACGCUUCGUAGCGUGGGUGCGGUGCGUGUCGAGCCGCUUUAGCAAGCUAGCAAGUGUGCAACCGAUGGUAAUUUGGCCUGAACUUUUCUGGUUCUGGGAGCUCCCGGUGCCUGCCAAAUAUGGCAAGCGAGCUAACAAGGUACCACUAAUGAAGGAACUUCAGAAUUAUGCUUCUGUCAAGCAUUUUAACAAAUGAAGGAAAAGAAGUUCUCAUUUCGAAUUGGCCUUUUAGUUGAUUUUCUUCUGAGGAUGAUAAACAUUGAUUUGGUUUAAUGAGAUAAAUGUAUUAGUGACAUCAAUCAUUUUUUAUUCCAGCUUUUUGGACAAUCUAUCAAUUUCCUUAUUUUUCAUAUAUUUAUUACAAUCUGGUUUUUUUAAAGUUCAGUUUUAAUUAUUCAGCAUUAUGGGUUUUUUCCUUCCAAAAAGAAAUUGGGUUUUGCACACAUUAACAUUCCUCUCUGUGUCAAAGCAAAACUUCCCAGCUGUAUGUAGGUGUUUUACUUCUACUACAUCAUGUAGAUGGGCAGAGUCCACAUAUCCUAAAGACUUUCAUCCAGAAAUUAAAAUAAAAGAUGGCAAUAUGACAAAGAAAAAAGCUGGUAAAGAUAGAGUUGCCCCAAAGCUUUUCAGUGCAUUUAUGGCUGGAUCAUCCAAGAUGAGGGCAAUACAAAAUACAAAUAAUGCAGUUGCAAAUGAUUCUUUUAGUCCUUUAAACACAGUCUCUCCUCCAGACACACCUUUGAGUGCCAAGGAAUGGGAGAAGUUAAAAGAAGAACAUCAACACUUAAAAAAAUUUGAAGAUGUUAUGUUUGACAGCAUGAUAAAUAAUCAUAGCCCAGUAGAUGUGGCUAAAUCCUUGCUGGUUGCAGUGGCUAAGCGUGAUGGAGAUAUUGAAUAUAGUUAUUUGGUGAAAUACUUGACUCUAUGUGUUUUUCAUAAGAACGUGGGAGAGAUUUACGACAUCUAUAAUAUUAUGAAAGCCAAAUAUAAAUCUUUAGAAGCAUCAGCUUAUUCUUUGCUCAUCAAAGGCUUGAGUGAAACCCCACACUGGAGAGAGACCUUGGUACUACUGGAAAAGGUUAAAAAAGUCUCAUUCCAUUCAAGACAAAAUUAUGGAGACUGUAUUGAAGGUGCCCUACUCAACCAAGAAAGAAACCUUGCAUUUGAAUUGUUUCAUGAGAUGGUAGCUGAAAAUCUGAUUCCUGCUUUGACAACAAUAAAGCUUUUCUUCGACUUUUGCCAACCUGUGAAGGAUGACCAUUUAAAAAACAAAUGUAUUGAUAUCCUCUACUACUUAAGAGAGAAUGAAAUUUAUCCUGAUGAAUCUCUCAUGUUGAGCAUAAAGCAGUGGUUUGAAAGUAUUCCAGGGGAGAACUGGAAAGGAAAUUUAACAAGCAUGAAUAAAAGCAGGCAGUGUCCAUCUUGUGGUCACCUUUUGGAAGAUAUUAAUCUGAGUGAGGAAGAAUUCAUCAAUGUCAAGGAAAAAAUAAAAAAGGAUGUGAUUGAAGGCACUGAUAUAUUUCGGAAUACAUCUCCCCAGGAAUUAGAAUGUUUUCAAAGAUUUGUGAAUGAACAUCCCCCUUUUGAUGUUGUGAUCGAUGGCCUCAAUGUUGCCAAGACAAGCCCUCUAAAUCCUUCAUCUAAAACUUUGCUGGAUGUGGUCAACUACCUAGCACAGAAGUAUCAUCGAUUGCUUGUCCUCGGGCGUAGACACAUGCUGAAACAUUCGUUUCAGUGGAAAAAAAGAGACAUGGAUGACAUACAGCAAAAAGCAGAUUUCUUCUUUACUGAUAAUAUGUCUAAAGAUGAUCCAUUUCUACUCUAUGCCACUUUUCACUCAGGUGGUCACUGUAUGAUAGUAACUAGAGAUCUAUUACGGGAUCACAGAGCUGUUCUUUCUGAUAAUGUUACUCGUCGCUUGUUUUUUAAAUGGCAACGUGGACAUCAGAUGGUGGUGUCAAGCUAUGUACCAGGAAAGAUAUUAACAUUUGAGGAUGCUUUGCCAUAUGAUACACUUGUGCAGACUGAUGGUAACACAUGGCAUAUUCCCUAUGAUGACAACUUGUCCAAGAGAGUUUCUUACGAAAUUCCAGUGAAGUGGCUCUGUCUUCAGAAGAAAUAAAAGAUGAUUUUUUGUUCAAAGUGAAAAUAUAUGCAUGGCACCUUUUAUUUCAAAUAAAUUUCAAACAAACUAGUUAAAAUGUAUUCAUUUUCUACAAACAAUACUUAAUUCUACAAAUAUUGAAAAUUGUGAUGCAACAUUUAUGAUUGAUAAAUGUAAUUGUGGUUUAAACCAAUUGCUUUUUUGAUGUCUUAGGAGUUGUAUAUCCUUCUUUCUCUAUUUUUCAUCAGUAACUAUAUAUUUUUCUUAUGUUUCUCCUUUCCAGAUCAGAGUCUCGGUACUAUAUAGCUCAUCUUCUGAGAAACAAUUAGAAUUAUACUAUUCAUAUGCUCCAAUUUUCUCAAUUUGGUGGGUUGUGAUAAGCAGGGAGGGAAUGAAGGGCACUAAAUAUUGAAAGAGUGACUGAGAAACAGUUAGCUCUCUUAUGGAAUUUCCAGGUUAUACAGCUUCAAGAAUGGAGAUACCAUGAACAAAAUUUAAAAUACAGAUAGAAAUUUACUAAAAUGUAACUGCGUCUGGAGUUCCCAUUUGAAAGGAGACUAAUUCAAAAUUUGUACACCAGAAACUGGAGUAUCCGGAGGUUUUCCCUUCCCUUCCCAGUUAUGGAUAUAUUAUUAUCCUCUUUAAUACUGGAAAUUUUGAUUACAGUAUGUAUCAUCCUUGAAAUUCUUUCCAGCUAGUCAGCCUACAUUAGCAAAUAUUAAGCAGAAUUGAUACAGUAAAUGAAUGAGGUACAUAAAAUGAAUGUACAUUUGGAAUAAAAUAAGAAAUUUCAGUUAAUAUUGAUUUUAACACCCUUACAGUUCUAAAUAAAAUUGUAGCUUGUUUUUUAAAGCAAUUAUUUGUAUUUUUUUCACAAAUAACAGCAAAAAUGUGUUCAAUGGCUUUUUUUAGAACGUGAUGUAAUAGUAAAAGAUAAAAAAUGGUAGCUGAUUUUUAUGU